Molecule: messenger RNA, 653 nt
Organism: Protobothrops mucrosquamatus (brown spotted pit viper)
Lineage: Eukaryota; Metazoa; Chordata; Lepidosauria; Squamata; Viperidae
Gene: PGRMC1
Product: progesterone receptor membrane component 1
Exons: 3
Coding region: 1-603 (200 amino acids)
Cellular component (GO): endomembrane system; membrane
Source: RefSeq, a predicted model, not a curated record
AUGGCGGGCCAGGAGGAGGCAGCAGCGGCAGCGGCAGCGGCGGCGACGGAGGGCGCGGAGGCCGAGAGCCCCGGCUUGCUGCUGGAGCUCAUCAGCUCCCCGCUGAACCUGUGCCUGCUGGGCCUCUGCCUCUUCCUCCUCUACCAGAUCGUGCGCGGGGACCGGCCGCGCGCCCAGCCCGACGGCGAGGAGGAGGCGGCGCCGCCGCUGCCCAAGCUCAAGCGCCGCGACUUCACCCUGGCCCAGCUGCGCCCCUUCGACGGGCUGGCCAACCCGCGCAUCCUCAUGGGCCUCAACGGCAAGGUCUUCGACGUCAGCCGCGGACGGAAGUUCUACGGGCCCGAGGGACCUUAUGGCAUCUUUGCUGGAAGAGAUGCUUCUCGUGGUCUUGCUACUUUCUGCCUCGAUAAAGAAGCUCUGAAAGAUGAAUACGAUGAUCUCUGUGACCUGGAUGCUUCGCAGAAAGAAACACUGACUGAUUGGGAACAGCAGUUUACGUUUAAAUAUCACUACGUCGGCAAACUGCUGAAGGAUGGGGAAGAACCGACGGUAUAUUCCGACGAAGAAGAAACGAAAGAUGCUAAAGACCGCAAGAACGAUUAGCAAACGCGACGAGGAGCCACCUGAAGCUACUCGCUGGUUUCUUUGCUUUU